AUGAAAAUGGUGUUGUCACAACGGCAACGAGAGGAGCUGAACAAAGCGAUCGCCGAUUAUUUAGGUAGCAAUGGCUACACGGACGCGUUGGAAGCGUUCAAGAAGGAGGCCGACAUGAGCGGCGAAAUGGAUCGCAAGUUCGGCGGCCUCCUAGAGAAGAAAUGGACUUCAGUCAUCAGAUUACAGAAAAAGGUGAUGGAAUUGGAAUCGAAGCUAUCGGAGGCUCAGAAGGAAUUUAUCGAAGGCGCGCCAACGCGUGCCAAGCGCACACCGGCCGAGUGGAUUCCGAGACCACCUGAGAAGUUCUGUCUAACUGGACACCGGGCCACUAUUACUAAGGUAAUAUUUCACCCAGUGUUCAGUUUAAUGGUGUCCUCGAGCGAGGAUGCAACUAUCAAAGUAUGGGACUUCGAGAGUGGCGAGUACGAACGAACCCUGAAGGGUCACACCGACUCCGUUCAGGACAUCGCCUUUGAUCAUCAUGGAAAACUACUCGUAUCUUGCAGCGCAGAUAUGUCCAUCAAGCUAUGGGAGUUUAACCAAACAUUCGAAUGCGUGAAGACGAUGCACGGACACGACCACAACGUGUCAUCUGUCGCCUUCUCACCGAGUGGCGACAUUGUCUACUCCGCCAGCCGAGACAAAACUAUCAAGGCAUGGGAAGUCGCCACCGGGUACUGUGUAAAAACAUACAAAGGUCACCGUGAGUGGGUGCGCAUGGUCCGCGUGUCGCCGGACGGAACGCUGCUGGCAUCCUGCUCCAACGAUCAAACUGUCCGCAUAUGGAACGCGGAUACUAAUGAGUGCAAGAUGGAGUUGCGCGAACACGAGCAUGUAGUGGAGUGUGUGUCGUGGGCACCGGAGGCGGCUGCUGCUGCCAUCAACGAGGCCGCUGGUACCGACAACCGCCGCGCUAACCACGCCGGGCCGUUCCUCGCCAGCGGUUCACGGGACAAGUCCGUCAAGAUCUGGGACGUGAGCACGGGCCAGUGCCUGGCGACGCUGGUGGGGCACGACAACUGGGUGCGCGGCGCGGCGUGGCACCCGGGCGGGCGCUACCUGCUCACCGCCUCCGACGACAAGACCCUGCGCGUCUGGGACGUGGCGCACACGCGCUGCCUCAAGACGCUCUACGCGCACCAGCACUUCGCCACCAGCCUCGAUUUCCAUAGGAGCUUGCCAUACGUCAUAUCCGGCAGCGUCGAUCAGACCGUCAAAGUUUGGGAGUGUCGCUAG
Messenger RNA from Arctia plantaginis, 1236 nucleotides. The record is from the annotation of a GenBank genome assembly. NCBI's taxonomy places the organism in Eukaryota, Metazoa, Arthropoda, Insecta, Lepidoptera, Erebidae.